This is a messenger RNA of Haemonchus placei, 681 nucleotides long. Lineage: Eukaryota; Metazoa; Nematoda; Chromadorea; Rhabditida; Trichostrongylidae. The record is from the annotation of a GenBank genome assembly.
AUGUUGUCUGCAUUCGUUGAAUUGCCAGGUGGAUUGGCUGUGCUCCCGCUAAUGUUAUAUACUGGUCGACGAAAUUUGUGCAUGGCAACACUGGCCUUACAGGGCUUUUUCGUCAUUAUUGCACCGUUUUUGAAACGUUCGCAGUUUUGGCUUGAUCAUUUUUUUCUCAUAAGGAUCAAACGAGCUACUGAACGUACGUUUUUAGAUCCGCAUUGGUUUAUGGUUGGUUGCUUUCUGAGCGGAAAAUUUAUAAACAGUAUUACCUAUUCGGUUCACUCCAUAUACAUAUCCGAAAUGGCGCCAACCUCUGUACGGUCAUUAUCGUACUCGAUAAUCAAUAUACCACAAAGUAUCGGGAUUAUUGUCGCACCUUACCUUCGACACGUUAGAAUUGGCCCCGAGUACACGAAAUUUGUCAUUGUUGGCAUACUAAGCUUAACAGCAGGAGCUCUAUGUUUAUUACUUCCGGAGACGAAAGAUCGUCCUCUACCAGCGGAUAUAAGCAGUUUAACUGCGAUUAAUGAACAUACCGGGGACAUGAAAGAAGGAGAAGAACUCUUGAGUGUCGAUCUUUGCCAUGCGGAUCCAGUAGAGGUCUUGGCCAACGACUGCUUCAUAUUCGCAGAAGUUGUAGUCCUAAAAAUUAAGGCUAUCAGCGUACAGAUUUCAAAUGUUCUGUGA